UACACGUAGUAGAGUAGAGAGAGAGUGAGAGGCAUCUUCUUUUUAUGGCCAGAGAGCCAUCUCUUUCUCAUCGCCCCACCGCUGCCGAGGCCUCGGGCGAUCGAUCCGAUCCGAUCCGAUCCUCCCGUCGAUUCGAUCUCCGGCGCGAGCCGGUUUCGCCUCUCUCUCUGACUUUUCGUCGAACAUCGGGUGGGAGUGAGAGAAGAAGAGAGAGGUGAUGAGAAGGGCUUGCAAGAGAGGCCGGGGCUUCGGCCGCGGGAUCGUCCAGCUCUGGGACCGAGAGGUGGGCGAUGUCUCCCCGAGAUCCUUCGCCCGUCGCAUCGCGGCUGCCGAGGACCUUGUUCUGCGCUUUGGAAUCCAUAAAAAACUAGAGAAGCAUGGAGGUUGUGUGAAUACUGUUAGCUUCAAUGCAGAUGGUGAUAUUCUUGUGUCUGGUUCUGAUGACAGAAUGGUAAUUUUGUGGAAUUGGGAUGCUGGUCUUGUUAAAUUGUCCUUCCACUCAGGCCAUUCAAACAAUGUUUUUCAAGCAAAAUUCAUGCCAUACAUGGAGGAUCGGAUCAUUGUUACCUGUGCUGCAGAUGGGGAGGUGAGACAUGCUGAGAUACGUGAAGGUGGAAAGGUGUUGACUUCAUUGCUAGCCCAACAUGAAGGUCGGGCUCAUAAGUUAGCUAUUGAGCCCGGAAGCCCUUACAUAUUUUAUACCUGUGGUGAAGAUGGCCUAGUUCAACAUUUUGAUUUGAGAACAAAAUCUGCUACAAAGCUAUUUACAUGCAAAUCUUUUCCAGAUAGGUCGGAGUUUCAGCAAAGUGUUCAACUAAACACUAUUGCAAUAGAUCAAAGGAACCCCAAUUUUUUUGCAAUUGCAGGAACAGAUGAAUAUGCUCGAGUUUAUGACAUCCGCAAGUUCAAAUGGGAUGGAUCAACUGAUUGUGAUUGUCCAACCAACUGUUUCUGCCCACCACAUCUUAUUGGUGAUGGACAUGUUGGAAUAACAGGUUUGGCAUUCUCAGACCAGAGUGAGCUGCUGGCCUCAUACAAUGAUGAGCAGAUUUAUCUUUUCACUAAAGAUCAAGGUUUGGGACCCAACCCAGUACCUAAAUCACCAAAACCUGCUGCCAAGGACACUGAAACCAGAGAUGGGUCCCAAUCAUUUUCAUCAUCAUCCCCUGCUGAUGCAAAUCCGUCUGAACCUCAAGUAUACAAGGGACACCGUAACUCUGAGACUGUGAAGGGUGUGAGCUUUUUUGGUCCCAACUGUGAGUAUGUCACUAGUGGAUCAGACUGUGGCCGAAUCUUCAUUUGGAGGAAGAGAGAUGGGGAAUUGUUGCGUGUCAUGGAAGGGGACAAGUAUGUGGUGAAUUGCAUCGAACCUCAUCCAUAUGCUACCGUGAUUGCAAGUAGUGGCAUUGAGAAGGAUGUUAAGAUUUGGACUCCCAAUGCCCUGGAACCAGCUCUGCCAGUAAACAUGGAUGAGUUAAAGCGGCAUAAGAGAAGGAGCAGACUUUACCAGUUCUCAUUUCCAGAAGACAUGAUAACACAGGUGUUGGCACUGCAGAGGCGACGAUCUAACUCGGGACACCGUGGUGAAGACUGGCCUGGUAAUGCUGACCUGAUGAAUCUUAUAAUGCAUUUGACCGAUGGAAAUAGUUCUUCUGAUGAGAAUGGAGAUUCAUCUGGGAAUCCAGCGGAUUGUAUAGUCAACUGAAUCAUGCAUUUACCAUGAACAGAAACUCUAAGAAAACUGUACAUAUGAAUAAAUUAUACUUUUUUGCUUUGAGACUAUUUAAACUUUUCUUAUUUAAUAGUUAUUUCUAUCCUUACAUC
Phoenix dactylifera (date palm) is the source of this 1824-nucleotide messenger RNA. RefSeq lists its product as uncharacterized. Lineage: Eukaryota; Viridiplantae; Streptophyta; Magnoliopsida; Arecales; Arecaceae. The record is from RefSeq and is a predicted model, not a curated record. Gene Ontology annotation, molecular function: protein binding. Gene Ontology annotation, cellular component: cytoplasm; Cul4-RING E3 ubiquitin ligase complex.